AUGGAAGAGAUAACGGUGAAUGGAAAAAGUUCAGGCCUUCUAUGGAUAAAGGAGGAGACUCCAACCAGAACCCUAGUCUGUUUUAGAAAAGAGGACAUGAAACGUUUCGAGGAAACUGAGGAUUGUUUCAUCUUAGAUUUCGACCCAUAUGACUCAUUCGACUUCUCCGUGCUUUCCUUGGACGACAAAAAUAACCACCAAGGUGAUGCCUCUAAAGAUGUCUACAUUGUUGGUGAAAACAGUAAGGUGGUAGCUUGCAGGGAUUACCCUCAUCCAAGACAUCUGUGUAUUAAAUUUCCGUUUACCGCAACACCUCACGAUAGCUAUUGUGAACUGUGUUACUGUCGUGUAUGUGGCAUACGUGCUCCUUGUAAGCAUUGGACCCGAUCAACGUCUCCACACUGUGAUGAAGUCUAUCAUAGGGAUAUUUUUGCAGAUUUGUUUGAAGUUUUAUGAUGGUGUGUGCAUGGGGAAUGGGGUGCUUUAUCAGCUUCAAAUUUUGCUUUUCUGUGU
Vigna angularis (adzuki bean) is the source of this 513-nucleotide messenger RNA. RefSeq names its product RPM1 interacting protein 13. The transcript has 3 exons. NCBI's taxonomy places the organism in Eukaryota, Viridiplantae, Streptophyta, Magnoliopsida, Fabales, Fabaceae. The coding region runs from base 1 to 456 and encodes 151 amino acids. The record is from RefSeq and is a predicted model, not a curated record.